UGUUUGGUGGUUCCUACCGGACCUCCAGAAGAUGGGUAAAGGUGGUGGGACACGAAUACCACUAUGGAUAUCAAUACUAGCCCUGGUCUUCAUAGAGAUCAAAGCUUUCAAAUCGCAAGGAGUGACAAUCAUUCCACCUUUUCCAAACGCACUGAACGUAAAGGCUGGCAACCCCUAUCACAAUGGCCGUGUUUGCAGCACAUGGGGUAACUUCCACUUCAAGACCUUUGAUGGGGACAUCUUUUACUUCCCUGGGGUCUGUAAUUACAUCUUUGCAUCCAACUGCAAGUCUUCCUAUGAGGACUUCAACAUCCAGAUUAGGCGUGCAAUGGUGGAAAAUGCUACUGUGAUCACUCACGUCAUCAUGAAGCUGGAAGGAGUAGUGAUCGAACUGACCCCCACCUCUGUCCUGCUCGACAACAAACUGGUCCAGAUGCCCUACAGCCAUAUGGGAGUCUUUAUAGAAAGAAGUAACAACUAUUUGAAAGUUUCUGCCAAGUUGGGAUUGACCUUCCUUUGGAAUGGACAAGAUGCCCUCCUGGUGGAACUAGAUAAGAAAUAUGCCAAUCAAACUUGUGGACUUUGUGGGGACUUCAAUGGAAUUCCAGGCAGCAAUGAAUUUAUUUCAGGGAAGACAAAACUGACCCCCAUACAGUUUGGUAAUAGGCAGAAGAUGGAUGGACCCACAGAGCAGUGUGAUGAUCCUAUUCCUCCUACUUCUCUGAUGAACUGCUCAAGAGAAUUUGCCUCUAUCUGUGAGACAGUAUUGACCAGCAAAGCAUUUACAAGUUGUAACAUGCUUGUGAAUGUCCAGGACUACAUUGAGACUUGCAUACAAGACCUGUGCCACUGUGACAGCUCUAUGGCUGACUUCUGCAUGUGCAACACCUUUGCUGAGUACUCCCGGCAGUGUGCUCAUGCGGGUGGACAGCCCCAGAACUGGAGGACCUCAGAUCUGUGCCCCAAAUCAUGUCCAUUCAACAUGCAAUACCAUGAGUGUGGCUCUCCCUGCUCCGACACGUGCAGCAACCCAGAACGAUCUGCGCUUUGUGAAGAUCACUGUACAGAUGGCUGUGUCUGUCCUCCAGGAAUGGUAUUUGAUGAUGUUAAUGGUGCCGGCUGCAUUCCCCGCAGAGAAUGCCACUGUACCUAUGAAGGUGAAACUUAUGCUCCUGGUGCCUCCUUCUCAUCUAAAUGCAGAUCAUGUACCUGUGUUGGAGGUGAAUGGUCUUGUGUCACUCAGUCGUGCCCUGGGACUUGCAGUAUUGAAGGAGGUUCCCACAUUUCAACAUUUGAUGAGAAAUACUAUUCCUUCUUUGGAGACUGUAGUUAUGUCCUAACCAAGCUCUGUGACAGCAAUGAAUUCACAGUGUUGGGGGACAUCCACAAGUGUGGCCUGACUGACACAGAGACAUGCCUCAAGGGUGUGGCCAUCAGCCUAAACGGAGGACAGACGAGCAUUGUGAUCCAGCCUUCUGGGAGUGUAUUUGUGAAUAUGAUCUACACACAGUUACCAUUCUCAGCAGCAAACGUCACCAUCUUCAGGCCUUCAUCUUUCUUCAUAAUUCUGCAAACAAAUUUUGGUCUUCAGCUGCAGGUUCAACUUGUGCCUUUAAUGCAAGUUUUUAUAGACUUAGACCCAUCACAUAAAGGGCAGACCUGUGGUCUCUGUGGAAACUUCAAUGAUGUACAGACAGAUGAUUUCAAAACCACCAGUGGUGUGAUAGAGGGCACUUCAGCUGCCUUUGGCAAUACUUGGAAAACUCGGGCUGAUUGUCCUGAUGCCAAAAAUACCUUUGAGGACCCCUGUACUGUCAGCAUACAAAAUGACCAGUAUGCUCAGCACUGGUGUGGACUGCUCUCUGAUACCAUGGGACCUUUUGCUGAAUGUCACUCAACAGUGAAUCCAGAAGUCUACCAUAAGACCUGCAUGUUUGACACGUGUAACUGUGAGAAGAGCGAGGACUGCAUGUGUGCUGCCCUUUCCAGCUAUGUCAGAGCCUGUGCUGCCAAAGGAGUUCUUCUCACUGGAUGGAGGAGCAAAGCCUGCACGAAAUACACCACCUUGUGUCCGAAGUCCCUGAAGUACACCUACAGCGUCAAUUCCUGCCAGCCCACCUGCCGCGCUCUCAGUGAGCCUGAUGUCACAUGCAGCAUCAAGUUUGUCCCAGUUGACGGCUGUACCUGCACAAAUGGAACCUACAUGGAUGACAGUGGCAAAUGUGUGCCUGCUUCUAGCUGUCCUUGUUACUACAAAGGAACGCCUCUGUCUUCUGGAGAAGUUGUUCAUGAUAAUGGUGUUGUCUGCACUUGUGCCUAUGGAAAGCUGAGCUGCAUUGGAGAGAAGCCUGAACCAGUCUGUGUGCCUCCCAUGGUUUAUGUUGACUGUGGCAAUGUCACUGCAAAUGUGGUAGGAGCAGGAUGCCAGAAGAGCUGUCAGACUCUAGAUAUGGAAUGUUACAAAACUCACUGUGUCUCUGGCUGCGUAUGUCCUCAUGAUCAAGUGUUGGAUGGCAAAGGUGGCUGCAUUGCUCCAGAAGACUGUCCUUGUAUUCACAAUGGGAAUUCCUACAGUGCAGGAGAAUCAAUCAGAGUUGGCUGUAACAACUGCACAUGUAGAAACAGAAAAUGGCAAUGCUCUGAGGAACCCUGCCUAGAAACAUGUUCUGUUUAUGGAGAUGGGCAUUAUACCACUUUUGAUGGCAAACGCUUUGAUUUUGAAGGAGACUGUGAAUAUGUUCUGGUCCAGAACUACUGUGGUCAACAAGCUAUGAACCAGGGAACAUUCAGAGUCAUCACUGAGAACAUUCCAUGUGGCACUACAGGAACUACCUGCUCUAAGUCUAUUAAAGUUUUCCUGGGUAACUAUGAGCUGGUACUCAGUGAUGGACACUCUGAUGUCAUCCAGAGGACACCUGGAGGAAAAAUGCCGUUCCAAAUACGCUCCAUGGGCAUCUACCUGGUGGUGGAUACUACUGUUGGUCUGAUACUCAUGUGGGACAAGAAAACCAGUAUAUUCAUCAAACUUAGUCCCAGCUUUCAGGACCAGGUCUGCGGACUUUGUGGAAACUAUGAUGGCAAUGGAAAUAAUGACUUCACUACUCGCAGUCAGUCUGUGGUAGGAAAUGUGCUGGAGUUUGCCAAUAGCUGGAAAGUAUCUUCUAGUUGCCCAAAUGCCAAUCGUACGCAGGAUCCAUGCACUGCAAACCCAUACAGGAAAGCCUGGGCACAGAAGCAAUGCAGCAUCAUCACCAGUGAAGUGUUUGCUAAGUGUCACUCACAGGUUGAACCAAAUGAAUAUUACCAAGCAUGUGUGGACGAUGCUUGUGCCUGUGACACUGGAGGAGACUGUGAAUGUUUCUGCACAGCAGUAGCUGCCUAUGCUCAAGCCUGUAAUGAGCUAGACAUCUGCAUAUCAUGGAGAACCCCAUCCAUUUGUCCUCUCUUCUGUGAUUACUAUAAUCCACAAGGGGAAUGUGAGUGGCACUACAAGCCAUGUGGAGCACCUUGUAUGAAGACCUGCAAUAAUCCAAGUGGGAAAUGCCUUCAUGAGAUGAGGGGUUUGGAAGGUUGCUAUCCACAAUGUCCAAAGAAUAAGCCCUAUUUUGAUGAGGAAACCAUGACCUGUGUUUCUUAUUGUGGUUGUUAUGAAGAUGGAAAAAAUUACAAACCAGGAAUGGAGAUGCCUUCAAAGCAGAAUUGUGAAUCAUGCGAAUGUACAAUUCAUGGCAAAGUAUGCAGAUAUGAUGAACAUGAAUGUGUCUGCAUUUAUGAGGGGCAGAAGUACAACUACGAAGAUGUGGUCUACAACACUACAGACGGCACAGGAUGGUGUAUUGUUGCAACCUGCGGGCCCAAUGGAACACUUCAAAGGUUUAUGUAUGAUUGUCUAACCUCAACGUCACCCACAACAUCAACGACAUUUCACUUCACGUCUACACCACCUACCACUACUUCCACAGUGUCACCAACUACAUCAGUAUGUGUUCAUGAAGUCUGUAAGUGGUCCGAAUGGUACGAUGGGAGUCUACAAACCCCUGGCUAUGAUGGAGGAGAUUUUGAAACUUUCAAUGAUUUACGAGCAAAAGGUUAUGAAGUUUGUGAAGCCCCAAAGGCUAUUGAAUGCAGAGCAGAAAAGUUCCCUGAUAUACCACUGAAAGACCUUGGCCAAAAAGUAGAAUGCAGUACAACACGAGGGCUUAUAUGUUACAACAAAGAUCAAAUUUCAACAAUGUGCAACAACUACCAAAUCAGAAUCCUCUGCUGUGUUUUUGUACCAUGCUCUUCCACAACGUCAUUCAGCGCAUCAACCCCAGUCACAUCUCCAAUUCCGACAGAAACAUCUACUGAAGCAACGUAUUCAGUUACUACUGAAAGUACAACUUUGAUACCUUCACCUACUGAAGAAACAACUAGAACCACAACACCUGUCACCACAUCUCCUUCUACAACUCCUCUUUGUUACAAAGAAAAAUGCUACUGGUCAAGAUGGUAUGAUGUAAGUUAUCCAGGUUCAGGUUACGAUGAUGGAGAUUUUGAUACGAUUGAGAACAUUGAAAAUAACGGAUACAAAGUCUGCAACAAUAGAAAGGAUGUGGAAUGUAGAGCAGUACGGUUCCCGAAUACACCAUAUCCUCUACUAGAGCAAAACAUAACAUGUAACACAGAAGAAGGGUUGAAAUGUUACAAUAAAGAUCAACUUCCACCAAUCUGCUAUAAUUAUGAAUUAAGAUUUAAAUGCUGCGUGAAUAUUCCAGUGCCAUGUGAAACAACCCCUGAAAUUCUGACAAAAACAACACACCCAACUACUAUUCCAUCAAGUACAAUAUCCACAACAGAAUCUACGACUCUAAGUUUGCAAACAAAACACAAGACGUCCACAGGAUACCCAGUUGAACCACAAACAGAUUAUAUACACACCAGAAUAACAUCAAACCCUACAAGGCAAACUCAAACACCAACUACUACAACACCAGUGCUAAGCAGCACAACCACAAAAACCACAACAUCUUCACCUACCGCACCCUGUGAGCCCGAAGUGUGCACCUGGAGCGAAUGGUUUGACGUCGACUUCCCCUCCUCGGGGCCCAGCCAGGGAGACUUCGAAACCUACCAGCACAUCCGCGCCGCCGGCAAGCAGGUCUGCCGGCAGCCAAAGCAGAUCGAGUGCCGGGCGGAGGACUACCCCGACGUUGCUAUCCAGCAGGUGGGGCAGGUCGUGCAGUGCGACGUCCACUUUGGGACUGGUGUGCAAGAAGAGGACCAACUACAAGUUCAAGAUGUGCCUCAACCCACAAAUCCUGUUCCUCUGCACCCCCAAACACAACCCAUUCCCCACAACCCCGUGAUAACAACCGCCCCACCCCACCACGUCCACUCCAUCCCCCCUCCACCACCACAGUCCCACCUCCACCUCCCACCCGUACACCUCCACCACCACGAUCCCACCUCCCUGAAUCCGCGUGCCACCAUGGACCACCAUCCCCUCGCGACGUCACGACAACUGCCUCCACCGCCCCUAACCGGCACCAGACGGCACUUCAAGAUUGCCUCAACCCACAAGAUCCGUGGCUCUGCGCACCCCCAACAACUACCCCCUUCCCACAACCCCAUGAUAACACCCCCACCACCAGCACCACGACCACAUCGACCCGUCUCCACCCACCCAGUCACCACCUCCCCCACGCCGCACCUCCCCCACGAGCCACCUCCAGGAAAUCACGCGUCACCAGCACAUCCCCACGCCGACGACGUUGCACUGUGCCUCACACCCCCUGGCCCGAAGUUGCACCUGGGCAAUGGUUUACUGACUUCCCCCUCGGGGCCCACCCAACGGACCAACCACCACACCACCCCCGCCCGCCCAACAUCUGCGCACCAAAGCAAUCGAGUCCCGCGGACACACCCCGACGUGCUAUCCACAGUGGCACGGUCCAGGCCGACGUCCCCUUUGGAUGUGCAAACCCCCCAGGACCAGACCUGGAGCAACGACAAUGCCCCCGCCACUCAAGACUCCGCCCGGCAUUCGGGCGCACACCAACGGCCGCGGACAGCUCAUCCCACCAACGCGCCAUCCGCGCCGCCGGCAAGCAGGUCUGCCGCAGCCAAAGCAGAUCGAGUGCCGGGCGGAGGACUACCCGACUUGAUCCAGCAGGUGGGGCAGGUCGUGCAGUGCGACGUCCACUUUGACGGUGUGCAAGACGGCACCAGACGGGCAAGUUCAAGUGUGCCUCAACCACAAGAUCCGUGCUCUCUCCCCAACACAACCUCUCCCCACAACCACCUGACACCCACCCCCCCCACACCACGACCCAUCACCGUCCUCCACACCACAUCACCACUCCCCCCACGCCGUAACCCCACCACCACAUCCCACCCCAUCGGAAUCACCGUCCACACACCAUCCCCAUCCCAGCGCGACGACUCACUCCCCACCACCCCUGUGAGCCCGAAGUGUGCACCCGGAGCGAAUGGUUUGACCGUCGACUUCCCGCUCCGCAGGGCCCAGCCGGGAGACUCGAAGCCUCCAGCACAUCCGCGCCGGGCGAGGCCCGCACCAGCACGGGCCGGGCGAGCUACCCCACUUGCAUCCUGGUGGCAGGCUAGGCACGCCACUUUGACUGAAUGCAACGAACGACCAACCGGCAACCACCACGACCCUCAUCCCGUCCCCACCACAUCACCCCCACUCCACGCCGAACCUCCACCCCACGCCCACCUCCAGGACAAUCAUCGCGCCACCUGCACCCACCACGCCGACGACGUCUACACCUGCCCCCCAGUGAGCCCGAAGAUCCCUGCAGAAUGGUUGCGUCGACUUCCCUCCCGGGGCCCAGCCAGGGAGACUGAACCAACCGCCAUUCCGCCCGGCAAGCGUCUGCGGCAGCCAAAGCAGAUCGAGUCCGCGGGAACCCCGACUGCAUCCACAGGUGGGGCAGUCGUGCACCGUCCAUUGACGUGCAAACGGACCAACGGGCAAGUUCAAGAUGCCUCAUCAAGAUCCUUGCCCCACCCCAACUCAACGCUCUCCCACAACCCCCUGAUCACACCGCCCCACCACCAGCCACCCAUCGAUCCGUCUCCCACCUCCACCUCCCUCCAGCCGAGACCUCACCCACGAGUCCCACCCCAUGGAAUCCCCGCCACCACCCCAGCGCGACUUCCACCGCCUCACCACCCCCGGAAGCCCACACCCCGGACAAGGUUUGCCACUCCCACCCCGGGCCCAGCUACCGUACCACUCCGGCCGCCGGCAAGCAGUCCGGAGCAGCAACGUCCGGCGGAGUACCAAGUGUUCAACGUCGUGUCUGCUGCCGAGUCACUUUCACCUCGUGCAAAACAGCCACGCAAGUCAAGUGCCAAUCGAUCCGUCUCCCACCACCCAACUCACCCCACCCCUGAUACAACGCCCCACCACCGCACCGACACAUCGAUCCGCCCCACCACACGCACCACCUCCACUCCCGGCACACACCCCGCCGCCGCAAGCAGGUCUGCCGCAGCAAAGCAGAUCGAGUGCGGCGAGACUACCCCGACGUUCUAUCCAGCAGGUGGGGCAGGUCUGCAGUGCGACGUCCACUUGGACUGGUGUGCAAGAACGAGGACCGACGGGCAAGUUCAAGAUGUGCCUCAACUACAAGAUCCGUGUGCUCUCUGCACCCCCAACUACAAUGCUCAUCCCACAACCCGUGAUAACAACCACCCCACCACCACACCACGACCACAUCGAUCCCGUCCUCCACCACCACAGUCACCACCUCACUCACGCCGGAGACUUCGAAACUACCAGCACAUCCGCCCGCGCAAGCAGUCUGCCGGCAGCCAAAGCAGAUCGAGUGCCGGGCGGAGGAUACCCGACGUUGCUAUCCAGCAGGUGGGCAGGUCGUGCGUGCGACGUCCCUUUGGACUGGUGUGCAAGAACGAGGACCAGACGGGCAAGUUCAAGAUGUGCCUCAACUACAAGAUCCGUGUGCUCUGCUGCACCCCCAACUACAACUGCUCAUUCCCCACAACCCCCGUGAUAACAACCAGCCCCACCACCAGCACACGACACAUCGAUCCCGUCCUCCACCACCACAUCACCACCUCCACCUCCACGCCGUACACCCCACCACACGAGUCCCACCUCCAUGGAAUCAUCGCGUCCACCAGCACCACCAUCCCCACGCCGACGCGUCUACGACAACUGCCUCCACCACCCCUCCGGGAGACUUCGAAACCUACCAGCACAUCCGCGCCGCGGCAAGCAGGUCUGCGGCAGCCAAAGCAGAUCGAGUGCCGGCGGAGGACUACCCCGACGUUGCUAUCAGCAGCCCCACCACACCACGACCCAUCGAUCCCGUCCUCCACCACACAGUCACCACCUCCACCCCACGCCGUACACCUCCCACCACGAUCCCACCCCAUGGAAAUCAUCGCGUCACCGCACCACCAUCCCCACCCGACACGUCUACGAAACUGCUCCACACCUGUGAGCCGAGUGUGCACCUGGAGCGAAUGGUUGACGUCGACUUCCCCUCCUCGGGCCAGCAGGGAACUCGAAACCUACCAGCACAUCCGCGCCGCCGGCAAGCAGGUCUGCCGGCAGCCAAAGCAGAUCGAGUGCCGGGCGGAGGACUACCCCGACGUUGCUAUCCAGCAGGUGGGGCAGGUCGUGCAGUGCGACGUCCACUUUGGACUGGUGUGCAAGAACGAGGACCAGACGGGCAAGUUCAAGAUGUGCCUCAACUACAAGAUCCGUGUGCUCUGCUGCACCCCCAACUACAACUGCUCAUUCCCCACAACCCCCGUGAUAACAACCAGCCCCACCACCAGCACCACGACCACAUCGAUCCCGUCCUCCACCACCACAGUCACCACCUCCACCUCCACGCCGUACACCUCCACCACCACGAGUCCCACCUCCAUGGAAAUCAUCGCGUCCACCAGCACCACCAUCCCCACGCCGACGACGUCUACGACAACUGCCUCCACCACCCCCUGUGAGCCCGAAGUGUGCACCUGGAGCGAAUGGUUUGACGUCGACUUCCCCUCCUCGGGGCCCAGCCAGGGAGACUUCGAAACCUACCAGCACAUCCGCGCCGCCGGCAAGCAGGUCUGCCGGCAGCCAAAGCAGAUCGAGUGCCGGGCGGAGGACUACCCCGACGUUGCUAUCCAGCAGGGGCAGGUCGUGCAGUGCAGUCCACUUUGGACUGUGUGCAAGAACGAGGACCAGACGGGCAAGUUCAGAUGUGCCUCAACUACAAGAUCCGUGUGCUUGCGCACCCAACACAACUGCUCAUUCCCCACAACCCCCGUGAUAACAACCAGCCCCACCACCAGCACCACGACCACAUCGAUCCCGUCCUCCACCACCACAGUCACCACCUCCACCUCCACGCCGUACACCUCCACCACCACGAGUCCCACCUCCAUGGAAAUCAUCGCGUCCACCAGCACCACCAUCCCCACGCCGACGACGUCUACGACAACUGCCUCCACCACCCCCUGUGAGCCCGAAGUGUGCACCUGGAGCGAAUGGUUUGACGUCGACUUCCCCUCCUCGGGGCCCAGCCAGGGAGACUUCGAAACCUACCAGCACAUCCGCGCCGCCGGCAAGCAGGUCUGCCGGCAGCCAAAGCAGAUCGAUCCGGGCGAGUACCCCGACGUUGCUAUCCAGCAGGUGGGGCAGGUCGUGCAGUGCGACGUCCACUUUGGACUGGUGUGCAAGAACGAGGACCAGACGGGCAAGUUCAAGAUGUGCCUCAACUACAAGAUCCGUGUGCUCUGCUGCACCCCCAACUACAACUGCUCAUUCCCCACAACCCCCGUGAUAACAACCAGCCCCACCACCAGCACCACGACCACAUCGAUCCCGUCCUCCACCACCACAGUCACCACCUCCACCUCCACGCCGUACACCUCCACCACCACGAGUCCCACCUCCAUGGAAAUCAUCGCGUCCACCAGCACCACCAUCCCCACGCCGACGACGUCUACGACAACUGCCUCCACCACCCCCUGUGAGCCCGAAGUGUGCACCUGGAGCGAAUGGUUUGACGUCGACUUCCCCUCCUCGGGGCCCAGCCAGGGAGACUUCGAAACCUACCAGCACAUCCGCGCCGCCGGCAAGCAGGUCUGCCGGCAGCCAAAGCAGAUCGAGUGCCGGGCGGAGGACUACCCCGACGUUGCUAUCCAGCAGGUGGGGCAGGUCGUGCAGUGCGACGUCCACUUUGGACUGGUGUGCAAGAACGAGGACCAGACGGGCAAGUUCAAGAUGUGCCUCAACUACAAGAUCCGUGUGCUCUGCUGCACCCCCAACUACAACUGCCCUUUCUCCACUUUCUCAACUGCCGCCAUUACAUCCACCAUUACUACCCUCAGUGAACCCUUCUCCACAACAACUUCUCCCAUUUCAACUACACCGUGUUUCUGCAAGAUUGGUGACUUGAUUUACAACAGAAUUGAUAGUGACGGAUGUCGAUUUUAUGCCAUCUGUAGCCCAACAUGCAAUAUUGAACGACACGCUGUACAUUGUCCUGUCACUACUUUGCCAGCCACCAGUUCCUCUGAGUGGUCUACAAUAACGACAGCAGCUCCCCCUCCUCCCACUUCUACACGUCCUGCUUUUCACGGUUGUGUUUCCAAUAUUUACCCUCCUUUACAACCUGGAGAAAGAUUCAAAUUAUCCAACUGUACAGAAGUCAUCUGUAAUGGAGACAACAACAUAGAUGUAGUACCAACAUACUGCCCACCGGUAAAGGAAAUUACCUGUGCAAACAAAUAUCCACCAAUGCUGGUACCUGAUGAAAAUGGAUGCUGUUACCGAUAUGAGUGUCAAUGUGUGUGUAGUGGAUGGGGUGAUCCUCAUUACAUUACUUUUGAUGGAACCUAUUAUACCUUCCUUGAAAACUGCACUUACGUCCUGGUGAAACAGAUUGUCCCUAGAUAUGACAACUUCCGUGUUUACAUUGACAAUUAUUACUGCGAUGCAAAAGAUGGACUCUCCUGCCCUAAAUCUAUUAUUAUUUUCUACAAAUCUGCAGAAGUGGUGCUGACUCGUCAACUCAUGAAUGGUGUGAUGACCAAUGUGAUGUACUUCAACAAAAAGAUUGUUGGACCAGGCUUCAAAAAAGAUGGCAUUUCUUUCUCCACUCUUGGCAUCAAUAUGAUUGUUGAAAUAGAAGAAAUUGGUGCAGUCAUCACCUUUAGUGGUCUCAUUUUCUCUGUCAAGCUCCCAUACAGCAAAUUUGGCAACAACACCGAAGGACAAUGUGGAACAUGUACAAACAAUAAAGAAGAUGAAUGCCGCUUACCAAGUGGUAAGAUCAUUUCCUCCUGUCCCCAAAUGGCUCAUCACUGGAUUGUUGGCAACAACGAGUCAUGCCAUGGAGUGCCAGUACCACCAACUAUAACCACACCUCCACCAAAGCCGCAAUGUCAAACACCUCCGCUCUGCAAACUUAUCUUAAGCGAGGUUUUUGCAGAAUGUCAUACCGUGAUACCACCAGAACCAUUUUUCAAAGGCUGUGUUUUUGAUGGAUGUCGCAUAGACGAUGAAUCCAUGCAGUGUUCCAGUUUGGAGAUGUAUGCUACAGAGUGUGCUGCUAGAGGUGUCUGCAUUGACUGGAGAGGAAUGACCAACAAUACAUGUUCAUUCAGCUGUCCGUCAAGCAUGGUAUACAAGCCGUGUGGGCCCAUUAAUCCAGUUAGCUGUGACCAAAGCUAUGAGCGUCCUGGCUAUGGAGUAACUGAAGGCUGUUUCUGUCCUGAAGGAAUGACACUCCUGCACGCAGAGAGCAGCAUCUGUGUCUCUGAAUGCUUCUGCAGAGAACCAAAUGGAAUGUCCAGAAAGGUGAGUAUCACAAUGUGUGUGGCUUAA
Zonotrichia leucophrys gambelii is the source of this 11860-nucleotide messenger RNA. RefSeq names its product mucin-5AC-like. Gene Ontology annotation, cellular component: extracellular matrix. The record is from RefSeq and is a predicted model, not a curated record. NCBI's taxonomy places the organism in Eukaryota, Metazoa, Chordata, Aves, Passeriformes, Passerellidae. Gene Ontology annotation, molecular function: protein binding.